GUGCACCAUCAGCAGCCAUGAGUGGGAAGGUUGGAGUUGAGGUUCUUGUUGUGGGAGGUGCUUCCCCGCCAAAUGAAGCCAAAGCACCCCUUGGACCAAAUGACAGCUUAGCACAGAAGGCGUGCCCUCCGACCACAGCUUUUAUAUUACCAGCCACAACCUCCUCUCUCAGUCUGGCGGUCCGAAAAGGAGAUGCUCCCCGCGUCACCGUGGAGACAAUCACAGGGGGCGGAGGCAGUGAAGCCAUGUCCACAAUGGUUGCCCCUCAGGUUGGAGGACCCUGCAGUGUAGUGCGGGUAUUAGAGUGGAAGGAGGGCGUUACUGUACUACCAGGCAGCAGCCUCAAGUUUCGGAUGAACGACUUUGGCACUUUAGAAGUGGUCAGCGACAGGAAAACUCCAGUUGUGGAGCCAGCCAUAGAGGAAGCCACCGGAAUGGUAGAGAUGUCAGUGGACACCACUCAGACUUUCACUGCUACAGACCCAGCUGUCUCGCCUGGGAAGGACGUGGUGGUAAUGAGUAGUGGGCAUUGUGAAGGCUGCAACCCAGGAAAGGAGAAAGAGAGUACUGAGGAGCUACACAGAGACCCACUCGGUGACAAACCUUCCAUGGUGGAGAGCACACCAAUGGCAAAGGUGGCAGUUUUGAAUCCAGAACUGCUGAAACCCAUGAAGAAGAGAAAGAGAAAGGAAUACUUGAGUCCCUCAGAUGAGGAGUCAGAGAUGGAGACAAUGGAGGAGAAAACAGAGGAUAUAAAAAGCGCAGAGGAGAUCUGCAUCAACUAUGACUCCAUUGAAGACUCCAGACAGAGCCAACCAGCCCCUGAAGAACUGAAGAAAGAGGACUGGGUGUGGUCGGCAUACCUAGAGGACCAGAAGUCCAUCGCUGCCCCUCUCAAACUGUUCCAUGAGUUUCAAACCAUUCCCCAGAUGAAAAAUAAUUUUAAGGUUGGGAUGAAGCUUGAAGGAAUUGAUCCCCAGCACCCUUCCAUGUAUUUUGUGCUGACUGUAGCAGAGGUCUGUGGCUAUCGCAUCCGUCUUCAUUUUGAUGGCUACUCAGAUUGCCAUGAUUUCUGGGUAAAUGCAAACUCUCCAGACAUUCAUUGGGCUGGCUGGUGUGAAAGAACAGGACACAAGCUCUACACUCCCAAAGGCUGUAAAGAAGAAGAAUUCACCUGGUCCGGCUACCUGAAAAUCACCAAGUCACAAGCAGCACCAAAAGAGUUCUUUACUAGUUCAGGCGAAUUGGAAUCCUAUUGUGGAUUUCGAGUCGGAAUGAAGCUGGAGGCUGUGGAUCGCAUGAACCCCUCACUCAUCUGUGUUGCUACAGUGACUGAUGUGGUGGAUAACCGGUUCCUAGUCCAUUUUGACAACUGGGAUGAUACCUAUGAUUACUGGUGUGAUGCUGGUAGUCCAUACAUUCAUCCCAUUGGCUGGUGCCACGAGAGGGGUCGACCUCUCACUCCACCUCAAGAUUAUCCAGAUCCUGAUAACUUUUCCUGGGAAAAAUACCUGGAGGAAACUGGUUCUGUCGCCGCUCCAGCCCACGCCUUCAAACCGCGUCAUCCGCAUGGUUUCCAAAUGAACAUGAAGCUGGAAGCUGUGGACAAACGCAACCCCUCUGUCAUUCGAGCUGCCACCAUCUCUGACAUUGAUGAACACAGGCUCAAGAUCCAUUUUGAUGGUUGGAGCCAUAUGUAUGAUUACUGGAUUGACGCGGACCAUCCUGACCUUCACCCAGUGGGAUGGUGUGAGAGAACAGGUCAUGCUUUGAAGCCACCACUCCGUGAAGCCAUCAAACAACUACCGGGUCCACAGGAGCCGGCCACGUCGGGACAGACCACCUGUGCGUCUCUUGCUUGUAAAGGCAUCAGCCAUUCGAGGCCCAGCAAGUACAGCUUUCACCACAGGAAGUGCCCCACCCCAGGGUGUGAUGGUUCUGGACAUGUGACCGGGCGCUUCACUGCUCAUCACUGCUUAUCAGGCUGUCCUUUAGCAGAGCGGAAUCAGGGUCGACUCAAGACGGAGCUCUCUGACACAGAGGGACCUGGUGCCAAACGGAACCUGCUGGUUUUUGGUCAGCGAAGCAAAAAGUCUCGUCAUCAUGGCAGGAUAGGACGGCCACCUAAAUAUAGAAAGAGUCAACAGAGAGCGUAUCAAAGCUUACCUGCAGAGGGCAUGCACCCCUCUCUGUUCAUGUCAGCUUUGUCUGCCCAUCCAGACCGCGCCCUGUCCCUGUGCUGGGAACAACACUGCAAGCUGCUGCCAGGAGUUGCUGGUAUCCGAGCAAGCAAAGUGGCAACAUGGAGCGUCGAGGAGGUUUCGAGUUUUGUUCAGAAUCUUACUGGCUGUGAAGAACAAGCUCGGCUAUUCAAAGAUGAGAUGAUCGACGGAGAGGCGUUCCUCUUGCUGACGCAGACCGACAUUGUGAAAAUUAUGAGCAUCAAGUUGGGCCCAGCUCUGAAGAUCUACAAUGCCAUUCUGAUGUUUAAAAGUACUGAUGAUGGUCUCAAGUGAAAGCCCACCCUCCCCAAAAGCACAUCCAUCCCCCACCUUUAGCUUUACAGUGUGUGCCAGUAUGCAGAGACGCUGUUACUGCUGUUCAGCUAUGCUUUUUUGCAGUCAGUACAGCCAUCAGAGAGAAUUUAGAGAAGGCUGUUUGGAAAUCUCCAGAAACAAAAAAAAAUGCAACUGUACUUCUUUUGAUCUCAAGAGGAUGUCUUGUUUGUUUGUUUAUUUAUUUAUUUGUUUAUUUAUGUAUUGGAGCUGUAAAUGUGAAUGCCUCUCGGAGGUGUCUUUGUUUAAAAUGACAAUGACGUUUCACUAAGGGAGGCCAUUUUGCACUCGGGCGUCUGCAGCCUUUAAAUGUAAAGUACGCUUCAAAAAAAAAACUGACUGGCUGCCAAUGCUUGUGCAAGUCAGAGCGCACUGUGUGGAGUCAGGCUUAAGUUGUGUCAAACGGAGGUAACCUCGACACCGUAGCUAGAAAAUAUCAGUUAUGCUGAGGGAGUAGCGGCCUAACAGGCUUCCCUGCGUCUCUGCAGGGCUGAAUUACCUACAUAGUAGGCUGAAUCACGAUGCCAUUAUGCACUUUUACUUCGAUUCACUCCCAGUGUGUUGUAUUGUAGCGUGUCUGGUACUAAACUGGAGCAUUAUGUGCCAUAGUGGUCUUUACUUUUUACUUCCACUGACAGGGUUUUGCAAACAGGUGUCGAUUCUUGGGUUCUUUGCCUGCUUGUGAGGCCACGAUAAGUUAGAAAGCUACUGUGAAACGUGAUUUAAUUUAUUACUGGAUUAACAUUUAUGACUGUUUGGCUGUGUCUGAUUUAUAGUGGACUGUAUAAAGCUUCUUAUCGAUGAAUCUUAAACACAAUUCAUGCCCGACUUCUAGUGAAUUCUGCUUAAAGGGGAAGUUCACCAUUUUAGAUAUAGGGACUAAUCUUCACACCUGCUGAAGAUACCCGUCUACUCCACAGAAACCUGUCGCAUGUAACUUAUUAACACACCCCACUGCUUUCCUUCAAUUUUAAAGUUCAUCACGUAUCAUAUUUCAUAUUUCAGGACUCCAUAAUGAAACGUGGUCCUGUACUUUUUACUCUUUACGUGCUGCCUUUAGGUUCCAUUGUUAAGAAAUACGACUUUUCUUUUCAUUUUUAUGGUGACGACACACAGCUUUACUUGCCAUUUAAAACAUUACAGGGAGGUUCAGCACACCUAUUACAUGAGUGUUUAAAUGUAAUAAAAUCCUAGAUGGCAAUAAACUUUCUUCAACUCAAUGAAAAGAAAACAGAAAUACUCAUUUUUUGGAAAUGAUGACAUUUCAACUUCUCUAAAUAAUGCUCUUGGUUCACUGGUAUCAUAUGAGAGGCCUUAUACCAAGAAGUUGGGGGUUAUUCUUGAGAGAACUUUUAAAUUCGAUAAACAGACAAACAAUGUUGUAGUUAGAUCCUGUUUUUUAUCAGUUGAGACUUUUAUCAAAGGUCAGGGCUAUUUUAUCACAAAAUGAUCUCGAA
Polypterus senegalus (gray bichir) is the source of this 4012-nucleotide messenger RNA. RefSeq names its product L3MBTL histone methyl-lysine binding protein 1 (gene l3mbtl1). Gene Ontology annotation, cellular component: nucleus. Bases 18 to 2516 code for a protein of 832 amino acids. Gene Ontology annotation, molecular function: zinc ion binding; protein binding. NCBI's taxonomy places the organism in Eukaryota, Metazoa, Chordata, Cladistia, Polypteriformes, Polypteridae. The transcript has 21 exons. The record is from RefSeq and is a predicted model, not a curated record. Gene Ontology annotation, biological process: regulation of DNA-templated transcription.